AAUGCACCUUCAUACACAUUUUAGCCACAAGAGGAAUUGACCGUAUGCAUAUGCAUGAAUGAGAGAUGAGUUUGAUUCCUAAUCCUAAUUCUAAAUCAUCUUCAUCUUCAUUUUGCAUAAAAUGGCCAUGGGAUUCUUUAAACCCUAACCCUAAAAUUUCCCAAACCCCUAACCCCUGCAAUUUCGAACCUCCAUGGUUAUUCAAGUCUCUCCAAAACCUUGGAUCAUUCGCUUUCAAUUUCGCUAACUCUAUUUCAAAUUCUUCAAUUUCUCAAACUCCUAAUUCAUCUAAACCAGAUCAGAAAUUGAAUUUGACAUGGAACAAGAAGGAAGAAAAAGCUUCCGGUGGUGCCAAGCAGGCGGAGGCGGAGCAGCGAGCGUUUGCUGCUGCUCUGGAAAGUGGGAAGGAAGCUACAUUGCUCGAAUUUUACUCGCCGAAAUGUAGGCUCUGUAAUUCUUUGCUUGGUUUUGUUUUGGAGAUGGAGACGCGGAACGCGCAAUGGCUUAAUGUUGUUAUGGCUGAUGCUGAGAAUCAGAAGUGGUUACCAGAGCUCCUUAAUUAUGAUGUUAGUUAUGUCCCCUGCUUUGUGCUUAUUGACAACAAAGGAAGGGCCCUGGCUAAGUCGGGUGUCCCACAUAGUCGUCUACAUGUUAUAGCUGGACUCUCGCAUCUUCUCAAAAUGAAGCGUCCUCAACAAAGUUAAUGGAUGGUGGGCAUGAAAACCAACAUUUGUUUGCGGUACUGUUCUAUGAUCUUAAGUUGCACUUCUUUAUAUAUAUGGUGUUGAGUCUGUUUUAAUUGAGAUGGGACUUCUUCUGCUUGUUGGAAUUUGUCCCAUAUGUAAGGUUUGCUUCGAGUAAGAAACAUAUUGUAUGACUGUCCUUGCAAUCGUCCCUUCUUUAGAUUCAACGUGUGGUUGAAUCAUAUGUUCAUAUUUUUUAUAUAAACUGUUGAUCAUUCCUUUUCCUCCUUGCCUUCUUUCUCAUUUCUUUUAAUUGUAAUCCCUGUUUAUUUCUAUUGUUACUUUCUGUUCUA
Molecule: messenger RNA, 1036 nt
Organism: Medicago truncatula (barrel medic)
Lineage: Eukaryota; Viridiplantae; Streptophyta; Magnoliopsida; Fabales; Fabaceae
Exons: 2
Coding region: 66-704 (212 amino acids)
Biological process (GO): cell redox homeostasis
Source: RefSeq, a predicted model, not a curated record